Molecule: messenger RNA, 889 nt
Organism: Ilyonectria robusta
Lineage: Eukaryota; Fungi; Ascomycota; Sordariomycetes; Hypocreales; Nectriaceae
Exons: 1
Coding region: 230-748 (172 amino acids)
Source: RefSeq, a predicted model, not a curated record
GUGGGUGGGUGGGGCGCGGGAGGUUGAGAAUAGAAGCGCACAGCGCAGCGGGCGUCGCGCCGAGCGAAAACACGUGCAGCGUGCAAGCGUGCAGCGCACGGGGCUCCUCCCAAAGCGGAGCGGGAGGCCCUGGGACCCUGGGGCUUGGAGCGUUCGGAGGUCGCCCCACCGGGAUUUUCGGGGCAGAUGCGGCCCCGCCUGUGGCUCUUGGCGCCGGCGUUGCCUCUGGAUGUACCACCGCAAGGUAUCUUUUCGUUGGUCGCACCGCGCUGGAGUUGCUGCUGACAAUCGGGGUCCGAUCCGAGCACCUCUUCGACUGCGUGUUAAUAAGCGGCCGCCUGCCUGGUUUUGCACCUGCUUGAGCGAUUGCUCUCACGUGCUGCUCCCCUUGCCGGUCGGUCUGCUCCGGCGCUGUGCCUCAGGCCUGGCUGCCUCGCUGAGACUGCUGAGAUUGCUGAGACCGGGGUCGCACGGGAUAGUGGUUCGGUUGGCCACCCAACAAGCCGCUUCCCCCCGCUGUGAGCGAAGGCUUUGGAUCUUUUCGAGAGCCUGUGCUUCGGCACCCAGCAACGAGUCCGGUCGAGAGUCGGGAGAGAUGGUGGAAGAGGGAAGAGCAAGAGCGAGGUUGCUGGCUGGUUUUUAUCCAGCUGUCGUCCUUCUCGUUGCCAUGGGGCGGACCCGUCCCUUUUAUAUCCCCGGCCUUUGCCUGAGGCCAUUCCAUCGCUCGCCCCCAUACAUCGGACCGUAGCUAUCUCUUGGAUGAGUGAGUCGAGAUGGGAUAUGACGCUGUAUCACCCACGCCGCCUUUUGACCCUCAUUUCAUCACUGCCUGGUCUCAUCUCGUGAUUCCAUCUCCGUCUCUGUGCCCCGACUUCUCCCACUAUCGGCG